AUGGCGGAGGACAGCGAGUCUGCGGCUAGCCAGCAGAGCCUGGAGCUGGACGACCAGGACACGUGGGGGAUAGAUGGGGACAAUGAGGAAGAGACUGAGCAUGCCAAAGGAAGUCCUGCAGGGGAUUUGGGAGCCAAAAAGAAAAAGAAGAAGCAGAAGAGGAAAAAGGAGAAGCCAAAUUCUGGAGGCAAGUCUGACUCUGCAUCUGAUUCCCAAGAGAUUAAAAUUCAGCCGCCUUCAAAAAAUCCCACCAUCCCCAUGCAGAAGCUGCAGGAUAUCCAGAGAGCAAUGGAACUACUCUCCGCAUGCCAGGGCCCUGCCAGGAACAUUGACGAGGGCAAACGCAGAUACCAGUUUUGGGAUACACAGCCAGUACCCAAACUAAAUGAAGUCAUAACAUCUCCUGGUGCAAUUGAACCAGACAAGGACAAUGUACGUCAAGAACCAUAUUCUUUGCCACAGGGUUUUAUGUGGGACAAUUUAGACUUGAGUAAUGCUGAAGUGCUCAAGGAGUUAUACACCUUAUUAAAUGAGAAUUAUGUAGAAGAUGAUGACAACAUGUUCCGCUUCGACUAUUCGCCUGAGUUCCUAUUGUGGGCUUUGCGUCCCCCAGGCUGGCUCUUGCAGUGGCACUGUGGGGUCAGAGUGUGUUCAAAUAAAAAACUCGUAGGGUUCAUAAGUGCCAUCCCAGCAAACAUCCGCAUUUAUGACAGUGUGAAGAAAAUGGUAGAAAUCAACUUUCUUUGUGUUCAUAAAAAAUUGAGAUCAAAACGGGUAGCCCCAGUGUUAAUUCGAGAAAUUACUAGAAGAGUGAACCUGGAAGGAAUCUUUCAGGCUGUGUACACUGCAGGAGUCGUUCUUCCUAAGCCAGUGGCCACAUGCAGAUACUGGCAUCAAUCCCUAAACCCCAGAAAAUUGAUAGAAGUGAAAUUUUCUCACUUGAGUAGAAAUAUGACAUUACAGAGAACAAUGAAGCUUUACAGACUUCCGGAUGUUACCAAGACUUCAGGUUUGAGACCAAUGGAACCAAAAGAUAUUAAAGCAGUGCGAGAAUUAAUCAACACUUACUUGAAGCAGUUCCAUCUAGCACCGGUGAUGGAUGAAGAGGAAGUAGCCCACUGGUUCCUCCCUCAGGAGCACAUUAUCGACACAUUUGUAGUGGAGAGCUCCAGUGGGAAACUGACUGACUUCCUGAGCUUCUACACGCUCCCGUCCACAGUCAUGCACAAUCCUGCUCAUAAGAGCCUCAAAGCUGCCUACUCCUUCUAUAAUAUUCACACAGAGACACCCCUGCUGGACCUCAUGAAUGAUGCACUCAUUAUAGCAAAGUUGAAAGGAUUUGAUGUAUUCAAUGCAUUAGAUUUGAUGGAAAAUAAGACCUUCUUGGAAAAACUCAAGUUUGGUAUAGGAGAUGGUAGUUUGCAGUAUUACUUGUACAACUGGAGGUCUGGAGGAACAGAUUCUGAAAAGGUUGGACUUGUACUACAGUAG
This is a messenger RNA of Sciurus carolinensis (gray squirrel), 1491 nucleotides long. Its product is annotated as glycylpeptide N-tetradecanoyltransferase 2-like. NCBI's taxonomy places the organism in Eukaryota, Metazoa, Chordata, Mammalia, Rodentia, Sciuridae. The record is from RefSeq and is a predicted model, not a curated record. Gene Ontology annotation, molecular function: glycylpeptide N-tetradecanoyltransferase activity. Gene Ontology annotation, cellular component: cytoplasm. Gene Ontology annotation, biological process: N-terminal peptidyl-glycine N-myristoylation.